Molecule: messenger RNA, 3362 nt
Organism: Nymphalis io (European peacock)
Lineage: Eukaryota; Metazoa; Arthropoda; Insecta; Lepidoptera; Nymphalidae
Product: F-box only protein 32
Exons: 9
Coding region: 71-1147 (358 amino acids)
Biological process (GO): protein ubiquitination
Cellular component (GO): SCF ubiquitin ligase complex; cytoplasm; nucleus
Molecular function (GO): protein binding
Source: RefSeq, a predicted model, not a curated record
UACGUGAGCGAUCGGUCGCUGUGUCGAGCUUAACGCUCUUAGAACUUUGUGUAUCAGUGUUAAGAAAAUAAUGCCUUUUAUUUCGAAAGACUGGCGAUCACCCGGCGAAGCAUGGGUCAAAACCCAGGAAGGAUGGGAGAAAAAAAAAGUAUUGGAAUGUACAGCUCAAAGAUAUGCCGCUAUCUCUAACUAUAGCAGCGCAGAUGAUAAUCAGCAAAAAUGGAUCACACCCGGUGAAGAAGGAGAGAAAGGUUCAGACGAUGUCGUCGCCAGAGUUCCUCCACAUUGUCACAUCACUAUCAAAUGCACCCGAGAGAUUGCAGGCUUCAACGGGCUCUCGGAGGCGGUGCGUCGGUUAGAUUUCUCUUCGGCCGUCCGUGAUGUACGCAGAUUUAAUUACAUUUGCGCGCUCUUAGAGUUGCUGCUAGGGGGGCAGAAGCUAACGAACCUGCCUGGAGCUGCACAGAAACUUUUACUCUCCAUGCUCGAACAGCUCGCUGAUCAAGUGGCGCAGUCAAAGCAAAAUCUAAACGCGCUCCGAGCGCUUUUAGUGGCGCUGUCGGCGCUGCGUGAAUCUGAACGCCGCGCCUGCUGGGGCCGACCUCUUGGCUCGCGCGCUCUGUGGGGACACCAUGACCAUGCUAUCGCCAGGAUCUAUCACAUCGCUGAUAGCAUUCGCAUACAGGAGCCGGGACCAGAAAUAAUGCCGAAACUUCACGAUUUGCCUGAAGAGUGUAUCAGGGAAAUAAUGUUGAGAAUAUCGGAUCACAGGGAUUUAGAUGCUGCGUCAUCAGCGUGGACCGUAAUGUCGUCGGUGUGUUCCGAGCAACGCCUUUGGCGUGAACUUGUCCAGUUUCAUUUCACGCAGCAACAGAUUGAUUCGUUGCACAAAGAAGAUGACAAAGAUAUAGACUGGAAAAAAGUCUUCCAUCAGCUUAGAAAACUAUAUGGAUUGAGAGAAGAAGUGCAAUACGCUGAGACUUUGUCUCUAUGCCGUCAUUGUAAGUGCCUGUUCUGGCGAUCGCUGGGCCAUCCUUGCAUAGCCGAUCAGUGUCCAGAAUACCGUGAACGACUAAAGGAGGCGGGUGGACCGCUGCCCCCGCACCCCGUGCCGCCGGCAGCUUUCCUUAAAUUUUUCUCUCUCUAAUUGUUUAAUUUAUUAUUACAAAGCCUAUUAGUAUUUAUAAGAUCAUAUAAGAUUUGUUAAAUUAUUCAAAGUUAUGAAAAUUAUACCAAUGGCUGCCAUCACAAUAUAGUUGAUCUAUGUAUAUUAAAAAAUUGAAUUAAAAAAAAAGUACGGUUACGAAUUAUGCCAGUAACAAAAAUGUCCAAAUUAAGCUGUUCUUACAUGGAUUUCAUUGAUAGUUCUUAUAUAUACUUUAGAUGGCUGCUAAGAUACAUGCAUAAAUCCUAAUAAAAUUGUAUUAGUUUUUUUUUUGUAAUAACAAUAUAUUACAUAUAUGUAUGUCCUGUAAUGAUUAAAUACCUAUAUUACGUGAAAACGGGGAUCUCUCUAGCUUCUUGUAUUGAUUAAUUUAUUGAUUAAAAAAUUGGUCAUCUUACCAUAGAUCUUACAAUAGAUUGUCGUCUAUAAAAGACAAUCUAUAAAAGUUAUUGAGCCAAGUUAAUAAUUAUCUUACAAUAUUUAAAGGGAUAUAAGCAAUAUUUAAGGGAAUAACUAUUUCAACAUUAAAAUUAAAUCGUCCAGGUAAAUUAUUAUAUGUUAGAAAAUGAAAUAUUUCUAUGUCCUGUUUAAAAAUAAUGUAAAGCCGCUCCAGUAUUCCCUAGCUUAUCUAUAGUUAAGAGCAGUUUGAAUAUUUUUCACUAUGACUAAUUAAUCACUAACAAUGGUAACUAACAAAAAUAUAAUAUAAAAAUUUAAUAAUGUUGUUUUUUUUUCAAAAAAACAUGAGUUUUUAUAAUGUUAUAUUUUAAAAUCUAAAGUGUUCAACACAUGUCAGUUUAAUAUGUAAGGAUUAUUUUCUAUAUUUAUUCAUAAUAUUAGUUACAUAAUAAGUAAACUCCAGAAUUUUACAGAUUUCUUUGUAUAUCAACCAUAUUUUAAUGCAAAGAUUUGGUUAGCCUUAAAAAGAAAAAUUUCCAUCAUGUUUAAUGGCUAUAUGAAUAGCUUAUUUUAACAUAAGAAAUAAUUAAAUUAAAUAAUUACAUAAUAUAAUGGCUAUGAAAUAUUAAACAAAUGCUUUUUUAGUUUAUAUUUUAGUGAUACAAUUUGUUGACUAACUUGCCUAAAACCUUAGAUGCUUUAAGACUUUGUGAUACUUCCAAAUUUGUUAUUGGAAUUUGUCUGUUGUAAUAUUUAUACCAAUUAAUGUUAUGUUUUAUAAUAAUUAUAUAUAAAAUUACUAAUCAUUUUUAAGUUAAAACUUAAAAAGUAAUAUAAUAAUUAUUUUUUUGGACAAAAAUUAUGCCACUUGCAAAAUAUUGGCCGGGUAAAAAGCAAUUAUUUUAGCUUUAUAUGAUACCAAUUUACUCAUAAAAUGUUCUAUCAAUUACCAAAAUAAUGGAUCUUGAAAGUAAAUGAUUCAAAAUUACUAAAUGUAUGUAUAGUUCUACCUACCACUAUAAACUAUUUUUUGUUGUUUUAUCACUGGUUAUUAUAAUCAGCAACAGUAAAGAACGCUAUAUCUAUGUUUGUUUUAUAUCUAGUUUUUUUUUUCAAUAGGUCAAUAACAAUAUCAUUACUGAACUUAAAAAACUGAAAGAAAUGCAAUCUCUGUAUUGUUUAUUAAGCUUAAUAAUAAGCAUACUAAUGUAUUUUAGCAAAAGGGUAGAGUAGUAAAAAUUAUUCAUACUAUAAUACAAUAUUUUUCUAUUCAAAUAAAUAUGAGCUGUUUUAAAGAUCGGGCCUAAAGUAUUUUAUUUUUUAAGUCCGAUUAUUAAUAUAAGACUAAUAUUUAAAUAAGAACAUCUAAGUCUGAUUAUAACAUCACUGUCAAAUGUUCAUUACAUAAUGUAGAGUAGAGUAGAUGAUGAUAUAUGUGAUAUUUUAAGAUAUUUUUUGAAAAGUAUCUGAUGAGCCGUUGUACUCUUGUAAAUGGAAGUAAAGUUGAGGUUUCCCUAAUAAUGUGCAAAUGUUAAAUAAGAUAUGUACAAGAAAUAAGAAGAUACAGCCUAUUUCAAAUUAUGCUGGUAAAUGAAGGUGAGACUUCUAUCAUGUAACAUGGUGAAAAUAUACAGUGAACAUUUACCAUUCUAUGUUAAAAUUGUAUUAAGAUCUCAAAACAAGAGUGUAACUACUGAUAGAAAUAUAAUAUGGUAGGUUUAAAGUAAAAAUAAUUAUAAAAAAUGCAACACCAUUUAUAUUCAGUCAUUUUUAGUAUAUCUGUAAUGUGUUCUCUUGA